UAGCCAUCCACCGCGCCACCCCACGCACUCCGUCAUGCCCUUGGUGAGGCCUAUGGUGACCCUUGGUCGCAGGCCCGCCAAAGCCUAGAUCGGGCCAGACCGACCGCGACCUCAUGCCCACCGCCUCUUUGCAGCAUCCAGGCCCUGUCGCACCAAAGCGGACCUCCGUCCCAGGUGCCAGCCAAGAGUAGGAGAGGUGUCGGCCAGGAGAAAUUGGCCCCUUGCCGCCAUCACUGGAGCCUGCCCGAGCUUCACCGACGAUUCCUCUGGCGGCAGCGGGACGGGGAAGAUGAGGAGAGGGUGUGGCGGCGUAGGAAGGAUUUCACCGCCAGUGACGCCAGAGAAGGGCGACGCAGAGAUGUUUUUUUUUUUCGUGUUCCGCAACUUCACCCCUUCUCUGAACUGAAUCUCUAGCAACAGUUGUAUUCCAAUGGUCCGAACAGUUGAGAUCACCCACAAGAGAACAAAACACCUACUCGGCACCAAACGCGAGUCCGACGGAAGCCGGGGCCCACACUCACUUCACUCUCGUCAGCUACCUUCCGAACUCUCUCAACGUCGCAAGUCGAUCGCAACAACUCCCGGCUCUGGCCGUCGCUGUCCACCCACACCCGCCCACCAUGUCGCUCAUCCGCUACUUGCCGUCGCCGUACCUUCCCCUCCCCUCUGCCGCGGCCCGCCGCCGUGGAUUCCUCCAGUCCGCCGCGCCUCCCGGUGCCCGUGCCGCCGCUGUCCAUGUCCUCGCCGCGAACCGCGUCGUGCUGGGGUGCGGGCUGGUGACGCUGGACUACCUGGCCACGGUGGACGCGUACCCGCGGCCCGACGACAAGAUCCGCAGCGGGGAGCUGCAGAUAUCGGGAGGCGGGAACGCCGGGAACGCAUUGACAGGCGCUGCUCGUCUGGGCCUCAACACCAGGCUCAUCUCCAAGGUGGCCAACGAUGAAAUAGGAGGAACUGUUCUUUCGGAACUUGAGGAAGCUGGGAUUGACGUGUCACAUCUUAUAAUCUCUGAUGGUGGAAACACAACAUUUGUUUAUGUCAUUAUUGAUAAGAAAACGAAAACCCGAACAUGUAUAAUCACGUCAGGCUACCCUCCAAUGGUUCCUUGUGACAUAUCAAUGUCAAAUUUGUCAGCUGCACUACAAGAUGUAAACUUGCUAUACCUAGACGGAUAUUCACAUGAAAUGGCACUAUCUGUUGGUAAGCAGGCUGAUCUGAUGAAGAUUCCAAUACUGGUUGAUGCGGAACCAGAAAGAACAAAGACAGAACUGGAGCAUCUGCUCGACCUAUCGAGUUACAUUGUCUGUUCGGGUAAAUUUCCAGAGAAAUGGACAUCAAUUUCAUGCAUUCCCUCUGCACUACUAGAGAUUCUUGUGCAAUAUCCCCGUGCGAGGUUCGUCAUUGCAACCCUUGGAGAAAACGGGUGCAUGAUGCUUGAGAGGAUCGAAGAUGAUUCUGGAAUAGAUGCGGUAGAUAUUGGGAAUGUUGCUGAGUCCUUAAGGCUUAAAGUGCAUAAAGAUGACAAUCUGCCAACUUGUGUAUCAUCCAAGUUCAUGAGACUCUCUGGAAGAGGGCAUGGGACUAUACACGGAAGAUUGCUGAUAGGAACAGCAGAAAAAAUCCCCGCUCCAGAGCUUGUUGACACCACCGGUUGUGGCGAUGCGUUCAUAGGAGCAGUGCUCUACGGGCUGUGCACAGAGAUGGCUCCGGAAAAGAUGCUGCCUUUUGCCUGUCAAGUGGCAUCAAAUGCAGAGCGAUCGGCGCGCGCACCGGCCUACCGUGGCGAUCUGAUGCCCGCUUGUCCAAGUACUUAGCGUGAGGCACCCUGAAAGAAUUGUGUGGAAAAAAAAAGGAACGGCUUGGAGAAGAUGCAACAUGUUCCUGGCUGUUCACCAUGGGAGUGGACUGGAACAUGCAUGAUACUGUAUAUGGUGCGGUACAAGUGUCAUCGUAAAGAGCUCGCGUGACGAUGCCAUAUAUGUAUGUUUGGUUGAAUAAAAUCCGUCCAUUAUGUGGGAAUUUCCUGAUUUGUUAGUUCAAACAAUGCCCGCAAUUUAUGCAGCACAUAUGUGAAA
Messenger RNA from Aegilops tauschii subsp. strangulata, 2075 nucleotides. The record is from RefSeq and is a predicted model, not a curated record. NCBI's taxonomy places the organism in Eukaryota, Viridiplantae, Streptophyta, Magnoliopsida, Poales, Poaceae.